AGACGCUGGGCUUAAAUAAGAAGGCCUUUGCCCACGGCUCAGGACCACUCUCCUGGGACUACGGCUUCUUGACUACUGCCCCUUCUCCCCUCCAUCUAAACUGCAUCAUGACUGACUUCACUGCUGACCAGAUUGAGGACUUCAAGGAGGCCUUUGGUCUCUUUGACAGAGUUGGUGACAACAAGAUUGCCUACAAUCAGGUUGCUGACAUCAUGCGCGCCCUGGGACAGAACCCCACCAACAAGGACGUGAAGAAGAUCCUGGGUGACCCCUCUGCUGAAGAUAUGGCCAACAAGAGGAUUGACUUCGACGCUUUCCUGCCCAUGCUGAAAACUGUGGAUGCCAUCCAGAAGGGCACCUACGACGACUACGUUGAGGGUCUGCGCGUCUUCGACAAGGAGGGCAACGGCACAGUGAUGGGCGCUGAGCUGCGCAUCGUGCUGUCCACACUGGGUGAGAAGAUGUCCGAGCCCGAGGUUGAUGCCUUGAUGCAGGGACAGGAGGACGAGAACGGCUCUGUCAACUAUGAAAGCUUCGUCAAGCACAUCUUGUCUGUGUAAGACGUCGCCCCCCGGCCCAAGGGAGUGGUGAGGAAGGCGGUGUAUCUACAGACCCCAUGGUGUCAGGACAUCAACUCUGUUUAAGACCAACCGAGCAACAACAAAAAGGACUAUGAGAUGCCACUAAACCAUUC
Messenger RNA from Colossoma macropomum (tambaqui), 694 nucleotides. It is a transcript of the gene mylz3, whose product is annotated as myosin, light polypeptide 3, skeletal muscle. Bases 108 to 560 code for a protein of 150 amino acids. Gene Ontology annotation, cellular component: contractile muscle fiber; myosin II complex. Gene Ontology annotation, molecular function: calcium ion binding. The transcript has 6 exons. NCBI's taxonomy places the organism in Eukaryota, Metazoa, Chordata, Actinopteri, Characiformes, Serrasalmidae. The record is from RefSeq and is a predicted model, not a curated record.